AUGACUGGAACUGUCUUGGCACCACCGAUCAACUUCCUCAAGUGGAUUCAAGAGAAUGGCGACAAACUUAAACCUCCCGUUAACAAUUUUUGUAUCUAUGAUGGACAUGACUUUAUAACAAUGGUUGUAGGAGGCCCGAACGCACGAAAUGAUUACCAUGUAAACGAGACGGAGGAAUGGUUUUACCAGAUCAAAGGCGACAUGUUGCUGAAAGUGAUUAGUCAGAAUCAAUUCCAGGACAUUUUCAUUCGAGAGGGAGAGAUGUUCUUGUUACCUCCUAAUACUCCUCACAAUCCAUGUCGGUUUGCUGAUACUAUUGGUCUCGUUAUGGAGCGUAAACGGCCUAAAGAUUCAAUCGAUCGUCUGCGCUGGUUCUGUCCGAACACAGAGGCUCAUGCGGAGCCUCACUUAGUCAGAGAGGUCGCGUUCCAUUGCACCGAUCUAGGCACCCAACUCAAACCUUUCAUCACCGAAUGGAUGGAAAAUGAAGAUUUAAGGAAAUGUUCCAAUUGUGGCACAACCGCUCCCCCAUCUUAAAAAAACAAAAACCCACACAUUCCAUGGAAAAUUAAAUAUAGAGACCAACCAUCCCGAGAGCAAUGGUCCAACAUCAUCACCAACAUCUCGAUCAAUUAACCAUCAUCAUCGGUGGUCAAACUUGUUGUACACCUCAUCUUUUUCAUAUAAAUUUAGGAGGGAAUGUAUGUUAGAAACAAAACAACAAGGUGUAAUAGGAAAAUCCGGUAUAGAUCCCAUAUUUAACAAAAGUCCCCCUCCUCUGAUGUGAGCAAAC
This is a messenger RNA of Puccinia graminis f. sp. tritici CRL 75-36-700-3, 793 nucleotides long. RefSeq names its product 3-hydroxyanthranilate 3,4-dioxygenase 2. The transcript is spliced from 9 exons. Gene Ontology annotation, biological process: 'de novo' NAD+ biosynthetic process from L-tryptophan; quinolinate metabolic process. Gene Ontology annotation, cellular component: cytoplasm. The record is from RefSeq and is a predicted model, not a curated record. Gene Ontology annotation, molecular function: 3-hydroxyanthranilate 3,4-dioxygenase activity; iron ion binding. Bases 1 to 537 code for a protein of 178 amino acids. NCBI's taxonomy places the organism in Eukaryota, Fungi, Basidiomycota, Pucciniomycetes, Pucciniales, Pucciniaceae.